Molecule: messenger RNA, 1921 nt
Organism: Hipposideros armiger (great roundleaf bat)
Lineage: Eukaryota; Metazoa; Chordata; Mammalia; Chiroptera; Hipposideridae
Gene: MLX
Product: MAX dimerization protein MLX
Exons: 8
Coding region: 120-854 (244 amino acids)
Biological process (GO): regulation of transcription by RNA polymerase II
Cellular component (GO): nucleus
Molecular function (GO): protein dimerization activity; DNA-binding transcription factor activity, RNA polymerase II-specific; RNA polymerase II cis-regulatory region sequence-specific DNA binding
Source: RefSeq, a predicted model, not a curated record
UGCUCCGCCUCCGCCCUUCAGUUGCGGGUUGGUGGGUCUGAGUCACGUGGGCGCGCCUCGCCUUUUCUUCGCUGCUGGGGACCCGCCUGGUGGCAGAUAUCCGGUGCUGUGAGUCUGAGAUGACGGAAACCGGCGCCUCUCCGGAGGACCCCUGGGUCAAGGUGGAGUAUGCCUACAGUGACAACAGUCUGGACCCCGGGCUUUUUAUAGAAAGCACCCACAAGGGAAGUGUAGUGUCCAGAGCUAAUAGCAUCGGUUCCACCAGUGCCUUUUCUGUCCCCAACACCGAUGACGAAGACAGUGAUUACCACCAGGAGUCCUACAAGGAGUCCUACAAGGACCGGCGGCGGCGAGCACACACUCAGGCUGAACAAAAGAGGAGGGAUGCCAUCAAGAGAGGCUAUGACGAUCUUCAGACCAUCGUCCCCACCUGCCAGCAGCAGGACUUCUCCAUUGGCUCCCAAAAGCUCAGCAAAGCCAUCGUUCUACAGAAGACCAUUGACUACAUCCAGUUUUUGCACAAGGAGAAGAAAAAGCAGGAGGAGGAGGUGUCCACUCUACGCAAGGACGUCAUGGCCCUAAAGAUCAUGAAAGUGAACUACGAGCAGAUUGUGAAGGCACACCAGGACAACCCCCAUGAGGGGGAGGACCAGGUCUCUGACCAGGUGAAGUUCAACGUGUUUCAAGGCAUCAUGGACUCCCUAUUCCAGUCCUUCAAUGCCUCCAUCUCCAUGGCCAGCUUUCAGGAGCUGUCGGCCUGUGUCUUCAGCUGGAUUGAGGAGCACUGUAAGCCUCAGACCCUACGGGAGAUCGUGAUCGGCGUCCUGCACCAACUGAAGAACCAGCUUUACUGACUGGCUGUAGGCACCUGCAGAACAGCCAACAAGAGGCCUUGAGUCUUCUGCUCGGCCAGAGCUGCUAGGCUCGUGAGAUUGGACCAUCCGCCAGUCAGCUGGUUUCUCCUUGGUUUGGCCCCCUCAUCCUCCGGAGGGCUGGGGUAUUUGUUUUGUGAAAGCUCCUGAUUAAUUUAUUAUAUUGACCAUAGAGCUCGAAUCUACCCAGUCUUCCCCCUGCUCCCCACAGAAGUCUUUGGGAUAGGGGCCUCUCUGGGACCCCAGAGAGCUUCUGGCCUCUCCCCUUUUUUGUAAGCCUCAGAUUUUGGCUCUUGAUCUACACAUAUUGGGAAACUACUGUUUGUCUCUGUUUUGGUCUCCUAUGCAACAAUUGACCCAAGUUUGGCCUUUUGGUAGUAGUUGGACGAGAGGAAAAAAGUAAAAGGAAAUACUCCCAGCGCCAUGAAGGGUGAAAGGCCUCCUCGUGCCUAAGCUAGAGCUGUCUGUCAGCCCAAGGUGAAGCCAGGGCUUUCUGGCCGGCUCAGGGCAGGGCUGCCAGGUUCCUGCCCUCACCUCCCACUCUAUCACCUCCCUCCUCCCCACUCUGGGUAGUACAGUGAGACAACCUCUCCACCUGCUCCUGCCCUCUCUGUCCCCACAGGCAGUAGCACUACACAACAGACAAGAGGGACACAGCACCACAUGUUAAAGUUUUUAUUUUUCUAAAUACCAACAAUACAGUUUUGCUAAAGUUACAAUUUUAGAAAAUUAACUGGUCCUCAAAACUACUCCCAGUCUUCCUGUCAGAUGUAUCUGGGUCGCUACCAUCUGAGUGCUGCCUACAUUUGUCCCAGGACUUGGGGGAGGGGUGAAAGGGUGAAGGCCACCUGGGAUAUAGAGCCCAGGAGAGUCUGGGGUGGCCCUGGGCACCUUGAAUGCUGUGUAUAAUAGCCUCUCUGUCCCCCUGUCCCCCAGGCUCCCUUUUGCCUUCCUCAGGUUUGAUGUCUGGAAGGUUUGAUUAUCCAGAGGAAAUUAAAUAUUUUUGUAUCAAAUUAUAUUACAAUAAAUAUUGGCAAAUGGUUUCCUUU